This is a messenger RNA of Pseudopipra pipra, 4079 nucleotides long. RefSeq names its product TPD52 like 1 (gene TPD52L1). Lineage: Eukaryota; Metazoa; Chordata; Aves; Passeriformes; Pipridae. Gene Ontology annotation, cellular component: cytoplasm. Gene Ontology annotation, biological process: positive regulation of apoptotic signaling pathway; positive regulation of MAP kinase activity. The transcript has 14 exons. Gene Ontology annotation, molecular function: zinc ion binding. The record is from RefSeq and is a predicted model, not a curated record. The coding region runs from base 305 to 2398 and encodes 697 amino acids.
CGCGGGGCGGGGCGGCUGCGGGGCGCUGCCGGGCGCGCUGCCCCGCGGCACCAGGGGCGGCUGCCCGCGUCCUCCCCGGCAUGGGGGUCGGGCUCCGGCUGGGACCCCGCGGGCGGCGCUGACCGGAGCUGCACCCGCCGCUGCCGCCGCUCCCUCCCCCGCAGCCCCUCCAGGGGGAGGCCGGGCGGCGGCGGCCGGCGCCCGCGGGCGGGCGGCGCGGGGCUCGGCGCGGCGGGGCUCGGGACCCGGAAGCAGAAGCGGGGCCAGGAGGUGGCUGGAUGGGAAGGAGCGGCGGCGGGCGGCGAUGGGGGAGCAGCAGAGCUCGCUGAACGCGCCGCGGGCGGCCGCUGCCGCCGCGCCGCCGAGCCCGGCCGGGGGCCCGCGGGAGCCCGGCCCGGACGAGCCGCCUUCGCUGCGAGAGACGGUCCCGGGCGGCGGAGUAGCCGGGCUGGGGCGAGGCGGGGAGCUGGGGCCGCCCGCCGCCGACCCCGAGCGGCGAGGGGCUGAAGAGGAGGCGGAGGCAGCGGCCGGGCCGGAGCAGCCGCCGGGCGCGGGGGAGCCGGCGGCCCCGGCGGAGGAGGGGCCGGAGGGAGGCAGCGGCCGCCGCCGCCCCCCCCGGCGGCACGUGUACUGCACCGUCUACUGCGUGGAGAACGACCGGCCGGCGGCCGCCACCGGCUCCCCCCGCGGCGGCCCGGGCGCGGGGCAGCCCCCGGUCCGGCGCGGGGUGGUGCCGGGCGACGACCCGCUGUCGUCGGGCGGCAGCAUCGAGGUGGUGGACUUGUACCUGCUGCCCGAGCCCUUCUCCGGGCUGAUCGCCGGCGAGUUCGGGCCACUGCUGGUGCUGAGCUGCCGCGUGUGCCUGGAGGAGAAGCCCAUCAAGCCCCUGUCCUGCUGCAAGAAGGCGGUGUGCGAGGAGUGCCUGCGGCGGUACCUCAGCUCCCAGGUGCAGCUGGGACAAGUGGAUAUAAAAUGCCCUAUCACAGAGUGCAGCGAACACCUGGAUGAAACAACUGUCCUCUAUAACCUGCCCCAUGAUGACAUCAUCAAGUAUAAAUAUUUCCUGGAACUCAGCCGCAUUGACUCCAGCACCAAGCCAUGUCCUCAGUGCAAGCACUUUACAACCUUCCGGAGGAGAGGCCACAUUCCUACCCCUGCCAAAUUGGAGAACAAAUACAAAAUCCAGUGUCCAUCUUGCCAAUUUGUUUGGUGUUUCAAGUGCCACUCUCCCUGGCAUGAAGGCGUUAACUGCAAAGAAUACAAGAAGGGAGACAAGCUGUUACGUCACUGGGCCAACGAAAUUGAACAUGGGCAGAGGAAUGCCCAGAAGUGUCCAAAAUGCAAGGUGCUUCUGGAAAACAGGGCAGCUGUGAUACAGCAGGCUUUCUCAGGGUGGAGAGGGUUGCUUGGUCAUAAGGGAUGCUUUUUGCAUCCCUUCUCUGGGGCAAAUAUCCACAUCCAGAGAACCGAAGGGUGUGACCACAUGACCUGUUCACAGUGUAACACUAAUUUCUGUUACCGUUGUGGGGAGAGAUACCGCCAGCUCCGCUUCUUCGGAGAUCACACGUCAAACCUCAGUAUCUUUGGAUGCAAAUACCGCUACCUCCCCGAGAGACCACAUUUAAGGAGAUUAGUGCGAGGCUCUGUUUGUGCUGGAAAACUACUCAUUACACCCCUAAUACUGGUUCUGGGACUGGCACUGGGAGCCGUAGCUGUUGUAAUAGGUUUAUUUGUGUUUCCUAUCUAUUGCCUUUGUAAAAAGCAGAGGAAAAGGUCACGGACAGGCCUGUUGGAAACCCAGUCGUUGCAUGAAGCAGAUGAAGAUGUGGUCGCUGACGUUGAUUUCACCAAUAUGAUUUCUGAAGAAGAAAAAGAAGAGUUAAAGAUAGAGCUAGCCAAGCUAGAGGAUGAAAUUUCAACUUUGCGGCAAGUGCUAGCAGCCAAAGAGAAGCACCUGGUGGAAAUUAAACAAAAGCUUGGCAUAAGUCUGAUGAAUGAACUGAAGCAGAACUUUAGCAAAAGCUGGCAUGAUGUGCAGACAACUUCCGCUUACAAGAAAACACAUGAGACCCUGAGCCAUGCAGGACAAAAAGCAACAGCAGCUAUCAGUAAUGUAGGAACAGCUAUCAGCAAGAAGUUUGGAGAUAUGAGAUCACAUUCAAUUAGCUACUCUAUUCGCCAUUCCAUAAGCAUGCCUGCAAUGAGGAAUUCUCCAACUUUCAAAUCAUUUGAGGAGAAGGUUGAAACCACUGUCACAAGCCUUAAGACCAAGGUUGGUGGGACAAGCCACACAGGAGGCAGUUUUGAAGAAGUUCUCAGCUCUACAGCCCAUGCCAGCGCUCAGAGCUCUCUUGCUGGUACCCGACUUCCUGAGAGUGAAGAAGAGCUUCAGUGUUAAGCUUCAGGCCCUCCUGAGCCCCACAUACUUCUCUUCAGAGACUUGCCCAGACGGUGAUUUGCAACCUUCUCUCACCACACAACUUGUGCAACAAGGUUUUGUCAGCUUUGGAAAACUGCCUCCCUGGCCUUGUGUUGGAGAAAUGUUUCCUCUCCCUUUUUCUGUUUUAGAUGGGCCGUUUUAGCGCCAGGUACUUUGUACAUCAUCGAAACCACACACCAGUCAUUGGCUAUAAUGCACUAAAUUCUGUGUUAAGUGACUAACAUAGUUUUCAUUUUCACAUGACUUCCCUCCAACAGUCUCCCAGUUCCUGUUUCUUUUCUCUUUUAGUUUACUCUUUUGUAUGUGUUGGUUUCUGGAUCCCCUCUCAGUGCCACAUCAGACAGAUGGACCUAGAGCUGUGCUAAGCUUUCAGCUGCCAGCAGCAGCCCAUACACCAGCUGUCUACCAGCCAUACCAGGUGCCCUUUGUUCAGGAGUUUCAGGACAUGAUCUGUUUCCUAACAGAAUUAAAAUCACUUAUUGUCACAAAAAAUUUUUUCUCCUUCAGUGGUACAGUCUGGCAUUGUCUUCCACCUGUUAAUCAGCAGAUCUAAGGACAGGAAGAGACCCCCAGUUAUUCAUGCAGAAACUGAACUGAUCACAGCUCUGGAUUCAAGAUGGUCACUGUGGCUGGAAAAGUUUCAGUUUAGAAAUAUGUACCAUUGCUCGCUCUCUGUGGUUUGGUAAGGCUUGACACUAUAAGUUAAUUACAAAAUCAAGUGGAGCAGAGGAAACCUCUAAUAUUUUUGCCUCCAUAUCUUACCCUCAAAAAUAAGGAAAGUAUUUAUGAGCUUCAGUCAAGCUACAGCCUUAAGUGAAAGAAUACAAACCCAACAACUGGCUUCAGAUGUGCCAUAGGUUAGAGAGCCCAUGCCUUCAGGCCACGUUUCAGAGCUGCUAGGAUAGACCCUGUCAUCUCACAAUAUACCGGAUGAGUAAAAACUUUACUUCACUCUUGGUGUCAAAUUUUGUCAUGCUUCGCUCUGGGACAAAAUUCCACCAACUCCGUUAUCUCUGCUCAGUCACCAAGAGCCAGGCAUCUCUCAGCUUUGAUUCAGCAUGCUUUCUUGCAUUCUUCUAACAUUUUUUCUAAGGAAAGAGCAGCACGUUUGUGACACUAUCUGGCUGUCUAGUGAGCACGUGUCAGUAUGCAUGUUGCAUUAUUAAGUUCACCAGAUUGAGGAGAGCACAAUGUUAUCAAUAAACAAGAUGGAAAAGAGCCUGGCUACUUUGAAAAUGGAUGCAUUUUUUGAGCAUACGCCAAAGCUUCAAAUGAGUGUUAGUGAGUUUGACAUUACAGACUGCUUAAAAUUUUGUGAGAAAACUUGGCUUUAAGUGAUUUUCUUUUCCUGUGUGGCUUUUGGUAGUUUUUACAAAGUUGAAAGUCUUUUUGUAAUGUUCUACUGGACAUAAGUUUAACUUUGGACAUUUAUAUCACAUGCCUCUUUAGUGUGAUUUUUAGCAUGGAAGCAAAUCUAAUUAUGCUUUUCUAGUAUUCUUGUGACAAUUUUCUAGCUUAUUUUAUGUGGGUUUUUGCAUAAAUGUGAAUUUAUUUAAAAUGUAAGCUAUUAAUUGUCUAGUUUGUGUAAAUGAAGUUCUUGAUAUUCUUAUUAAAAAUAAAUUUCUCUCUUACUCUUUUA